CAGAAAUCUGUAAUUAAAAAUGAAGUUGAGAUCUCCUUUUAUGCUGACUUGCAUUUUUGCAUUCGGGUUGAUCAAUCCAGUAGUUGCAGUUCCAGUAGAUCCUACAGAAACCAGUCUAGACAUACUUGGUUCAACAAUAUCGGAGGAAUCGUUGGUGCCUAAGAGUCGAAAGAAGAGAUCAUUUGCUGGUAUAUUUGGAGGACCAUUUACAUCUCUUUUAGCUGUUCAAUUGUUCCCAAUUCCUAUUCUUCCAACAAACUUUAUCGGAGUACAGCUGACUGUUAGUCCUCCUGAGCCUGCUGCCAGCCGAUCCAGCAGUUUUCAGCAGAAAUCCGGGAAACCAAUUUUGGUGCCAUAUCUGAGAAAAUCUAGAAAUGGCGGGAAAACUGUACACAAUAUAAAUCGCUUCCAGAUUACUCAACAGCAACCGUUGAGAAGAUCAUUUCCCCCUUACCCUCUCAGAUAUUAUCAAACUAACUUUUUAUAAUUUUUUUGGCUCUGAUUGUUUUUGGUCUAUUUUUAAGGAGCCAUAUUUUACAUAAGUUUAUUUUUUAAUUUUUGAUGUUUUAGCAGUUAUUCAGAAUAAAAACCACAUACCAAGGACUUCGAAAUUCUGAUGCUAAAAAAAUCACUUAAUUAUGUUACUCAAUUAUUUUUUUGGAUAAAUGUUAUACGUUCUAGUCAUAGUAAAAAUUUGCUGAAAAAAUAUGUUAAACUU
Molecule: messenger RNA, 718 nt
Organism: Eurytemora carolleeae
Lineage: Eukaryota; Metazoa; Arthropoda; Copepoda; Calanoida; Temoridae
Exons: 6
Coding region: 20-487 (155 amino acids)
Source: RefSeq, a predicted model, not a curated record